AUGCAGCAAGCUGAGCAGCGGCCGCUGAGGAUAUUUUGCAAGGGGGAUCGAAACUUGAACAUGGCUGUCCGCGGCGACGACGUGAUUCUCGUACCUGCCGACCCCAAUGACAAAUCCCAGCACUGGUUCCAGGACUACGAUGCAGUCGGGAAACUGACGGACGACCAGGGCCACAGGGCAUUCGCGCUGGUGAAUAGAACCACGGGGCAAGCCAUGGUGAACAGAGAUGACGACGUGGUGCGGCUGGCCCCCUACAGCCCCCAUGUGGGCGUGGAGCUCUCGAUGUUGUGGUCCUUGGGCAUGAAUCUCAGCGGUGGCUUUGCGGAGGUAAGAACGCUCAAAGACCUAUCUAGGACAAUCAAUGGCUUAAACGGCUAUGUCAAAGAUGGGACACCCAUAGCGAUGUAUGAUUCAGAGCCAUUUUCUCCUAAUGCCGUCUGGAAGUUUGAUCCCAUCACCGACCACUGA
Messenger RNA from Miscanthus lutarioriparius, 468 nucleotides. The record is from the annotation of a GenBank genome assembly. Lineage: Eukaryota; Viridiplantae; Streptophyta; Magnoliopsida; Poales; Poaceae.